AUGACAUCGUAUACUGUGGAACAAAUAGACGAGUACCUCGGAGCUGCGAUUGACAAGCUCCAUGGAACUCCGAACCCAGAAGUCAUUCAUCAAGGCGUUACUGUACCAGUGCAAAUGGCGGCUGGAGCCACCACCCGGGGCAAGACAAGGAGAGCAUCCAAAGAAGGGACAUCCGCACCAAAGCGCGCUAAGCCCAGGCAAAGGAAGACAAAAGCAAUAAGUGAGGAAGACUCCGACGCGGAACGCUUAUCCGAGGAGCCACCUCCUCCUCCAUCUCCCAACCCUCCCCCGUCUGCCCGGCACAAGGAGCCAGGCGAUCAGCUUUACAUAUCCAUUGUUUAUUCGCUCCUGAUGGAGGUAAAGGAUAAUCAGAACAAAAUGAUGAACAUGAUGCAUGCAUUAACAGAACAAUAUGAUGACGAUUAUUCUCCCCUGAAUUCGGACUCCGAAGAAGUAGAUCGUGUAGUUGAAGAUGAUGUCUGGAGUGAUAACGAGGACGCGAUGGCCGACUUCGUUGAAGAUACAAGCAGGCAAGAGGACCCCGAUAACAAUAUUGCUUCUCUGGAAUCGCCUAAUCUUGAGCAAAAUAUUGAAAAUUUGUCAAAUAAUAAAACCAUAGCCAUGGUUUACACUUUUAGUAAUAAAACAAAAAAUAAACCUGCAAAAAGAUUAAACAAAUUGAAAAGUGCUGAAGAAAUUUCAAUGAGCGUACACAGUGAUAUACAUUUACGUGACGUCGAUCUUGAACAAAUUGAAAAUUUAAACAUUAUUGACUUCGAAAAGACCUCGACAGAUCUAGAUAUUUUUGAUCUUGAAGAUGAUCAGGUGUUGACACAGGAUGAUCUGUCGUAUUUGGACCAUUUGGAAUUAGAAAUUACCAAGAAAAAUGACGAUAUUGUGCCGAUUACUGUGUGUGAAAAUGUGGAUUUUGCUUUUCCAUAUAUUCCUGAUAUUAGUUCCGAUUCUGAUAAUGAGGAUGAUUGUUUACAACCAGUGCGUAAUAGGAAACGUCACCGUAUUGUGUCUGAAACUGAAAGUGAGGAUGAAAUAAUACAGCCGUCGCCUCGCGGUUGUACGUCAUCUUCGGGAAACUGGUACUCUCCAUCUGGUAAUCAACCGAAAAUAAUACCUUUUACGGAAACGCCAGAUCAUUACUCUGAAUGCUCGGUACAUCAAUUACAUACAAAAAUGGAAGGAAAUACAUCUCACAAAGAAAAUCAUGAUCCGGUUACUGCGAUGAAAACACCUGUGAUAUCAACAAAUCCUGUAGUUAUAAAGAAAAGGGCUGAAAUGGUUUUAGAUUUUCAGUCGCACUGUAUCAUCAAAUAUGGGAUACCUAGCAGAUAA
This is a messenger RNA of Parnassius apollo (apollo), 1347 nucleotides long. Lineage: Eukaryota; Metazoa; Arthropoda; Insecta; Lepidoptera; Papilionidae. The record is from the annotation of a GenBank genome assembly.